Hippoglossus stenolepis (Pacific halibut) is the source of this 6847-nucleotide messenger RNA. Its product is annotated as E3 ubiquitin-protein ligase SH3RF3. The transcript has 11 exons. Gene Ontology annotation, molecular function: metal ion binding; protein binding. The record is from RefSeq and is a predicted model, not a curated record. NCBI's taxonomy places the organism in Eukaryota, Metazoa, Chordata, Actinopteri, Pleuronectiformes, Pleuronectidae. The coding region runs from base 454 to 3054 and encodes 866 amino acids.
UGUGUGUGUGUGUGUCCCAUCAAUCUUUCCUUGGUGCGUGAACGCGCGCCGCAAUUGUGAUCGGCGCGCGGAUGAUGGUGAUGAUGAGAGCGUGACCUCACCGCUUUCUGCACAGCUGCUGGAGAGAGAGAGAGAGAGAGAGAGAGAGAGAGAGAGAGAGAGAGAGAGCGAGGGGGGGUACACAGCACAGAGGCAGAGUGAGAGGAAGCGAGCCUCAGACACAAGUUGGGGGAGACACGGAGAGGAUCGAACCAGCGGAGACACUCACAACACAACACGGGACUUCGUUGCUCGGCGCACGGGGGACUCCGUCGCGGGGGCGUCCGUGAGCUGCCUCCCGCCGCUGCGCUCCGCUGCCGCCCGGCAUGCUCUGUGCCCCCGGCGGCGGCUCCUUCCUUCCUCUGCGGUCCACGAACCAGUCCCCGCGGCGUCCCCACGGCCACUGAAGCCCAGAUGCUCACCCUCUCCGCCGACAUGGACGACUCCUCGUCGCUGCUGGAUCUGCUGGAGUGCUCGGUGUGCCUGGAGCGCCUGGACACCACGGCCAAGGUGCUGCCGUGCCAGCACACCUUCUGCCGCCGCUGCCUGGAGAACAUCGUCAGCUCGCGGAACGAGCUGCGCUGCCCGGAGUGCCGCAUCCUGGUGGACUGCGGGGUGGACGACCUGCCCGCCAACAUCCUGCUGGUCCGCCUGCUGGACGGCAUCAAGCAGCGGCCGCAGCGAGGCAGCAUCAGCGGGGGAGGAGGAGGAGUGGGAGCCGGCGGCAGGCAGUCCCUGGCCGGCGGCUCCCUGCAGGGAUACGCGGCCGGGCUGUCCGCCUCCCCUCCGGGCAUCGCGAUCCGAGAGCUGCCUGUAGCCACCCGGAGCUCCCCUGUGAAGGUGGAGAUUAGUUUCUGCUCUCACUGUGGCGGCAGCACCGGAAAACAGGCAGACACUGGUACUUUUAAAAAUAUCCCGGCGCUGCCUUGUGGGAAGGCCCUCUACUCCUACGAGGGAAAAGAACCAGGCGACCUCCAGUUUUCCAAGGGCGACAUCAUCAUCCUGCGACGCAAGGUGGACGACAACUGGUACCACGGCGAGCUCAGCGGUUGCCACGGUUUCCUGCCCGCGAGUUACAUCCAGUUGUUGCGUCCCCUGAGCCAGACUCCACCCCAGGGCAAAGCGCUGUACGACUUUGAGGUGAAAGACAAAGACCAGGAUAAAGACUGCCUGGCCUUCAGCAAGGAUGAGGUACUGACAGUAAUCAGGCGAGUGGACGAGAACUGGGCAGAGGGCAUGCUGGGAGACAAGAUCGGCAUCUUCCCUAUUCUCUACGUGGAGCUAAACGAAACAGCCAAGCAGUUGAUGGAGAUCGACAAACCUCCGCCAACGAACGCUCCGGGCCCGAGCUCCGAACCCGCCCCGUUGGGCCCCUGCUCUCCUGGCCCCUCACCCAGUGCCUCCCCGUCAAACGGGAACGGCUCUGGCCACCGGCGAGGCGAAGGAAAGAAAAACGCCAAGAAGCGACAUUCGUUUUCGGCACUGUCUGUCAGCCAAAGGGCCGCCCAGCUCAACAACAGGCAUAGCAUGGAGAUCUCCCACCCAGUGCUUAUCAGCUCCUCUGACCCCAGAGCUGCUGCACGCAUCCAGGAUGCUUCUCCCCCUGGUCCCUCUCCCUCCUCGACGGGGGUCCUGGUGCCCCCCAAAGUGGCAUCCAUCACCUCUGAGCUGCUGGCCCAUGCCAAGGUGCAGCUGCCACUCAACAUAUAUCUGGCUCUGUACGCCUACAAGCCCCAGAAGGCUGACGAGCUUGAACUUAGGAAAGGGGAGAUGUAUCGGGUGACGGAGAAGUGUCAAGACGGAUGGUUCAAAGGCACCUCGCUGAGAACAGCUGCCUCCGGUGUCUUCCCAGGAAACUAUGUCACCCCCGUGUCCAGGGCUCCAUUCGGAGUGGGUGCUACUCGCUCGUGUCUGUCCAGUCCAGUUGGUGGGUGUAGUCAGGUGGGGAGUAAAAUCCCUGACCCUUCGUCUCCAGGGUCCCCGGGGCCCUCUUUGCCCCGUCCCUCCACCCCACUGGUAAACUCAGCCAACUCUAUUAACGCCGUCAGUCCCGCCUCCUCGCCUCAAACUGCCGCCGCCCAGCUGAAGAACUGCCUGCGCUCGAGCCAACACACAAACCAGGCACGCACCUCAAUGCAGCUGGUCCACAGUCCCCCUGCCGGAAGCCCAGAGCGCCCCACGGUGGCCCUUUCUCCCCUGCGUACUCAGAGCUCCUCCCCAUCGCGUUGCCCCGGCCAGUCGGGUCGUCCUCACUCCAUGGUGUCUCCGGGACCCAGCUUAGGGCCCUCACCCCUCUCCUCCCCAGCCUCGCGGCCCCUCCUCCCGCUCUCGUCACCCCUCUCGUGUCUCACGCCUCCCAACGUGUCGGCGGUGCUCCUUAACGGCGAGUCGGCCAUUCCGCUACAGCCGCCAUUUCCGGGCCCCUCCCACGCCCCCGCCCAGAGUGUCCUCGCAUCCAAACCAGAGAAGAAGGAGAGGAAAGCGGGAGGUUUAUUGAAGCUUCUAUCUGGGGCAGCGUCCAAAAAGAAACCUCGCUCGCCUCCCUCCUCCCCGCCCACCCACAACCCCGCACUGGCCGGCCAGGGUGCCGUGGCAACGGACCCCGCGCACCAUCCUCACCACCACCACCAUCACGCUCGCUCAGGUUCCUGCCCAAUGGCGGCGCACGGGCGAGCCGGCUCCUGUCCAAUUGAGAGCGACAUGGCUGGGGCGAUAGGGCUGGAGCCGCUGCACAGGAAGUCCGGGUCCCUGGAUACCAACUUCCCCUUGUCGCCCCCGGCAACACGCACAGCUGGCAACCCUCUGUUGAUGCUGCGGCCCGAACCCAAACCCCUGUCCAGAGAGAGGUUUCGCGUGGUGGUGCCCUACCCCCCGCAGAGCGAGGCGGAGAUCGAGCUGCGGGAAGGAGACGUGGUGUUCGUCCAUAAGAAGCGGGAGGACGGCUGGUACAAAGGCACGCUGCAGAGGACGGGGCAGACCGGCCUGUUUCCCAGCAGCUUCGUCGAGAGCUUCUGAACUGGAAAGAGUGGACAAAAGAACACACACACACUCUUCCUGUUUCUGAGUCACACAGCACACACACAAACAUGCUUCCAGGUCACACAGAUGCAGACACACACACACAAGGGUUGGGCCGAUAUUGGUUUUGGAUUAAAUGUGGAUACUGACCUUAAAAAACUGAAUUAAAGUCUGGAUUAGAAUUGAUUUUGGGGUUUUAAAAAGAAUAAUUAGUCACUAAAAAUUGACCUUCAAAUGAAAACAUAUUUAAUACUGUCACAAAGCAACAUUAAUAUUAUUGACAGUAAUAAUAAUAAUAAUAACAAUAUCUUUAUUUAUAUAGAACUUCUCAAAACAAAGUUACAAAGUGCUUCACAAAUAAAACACACAAAUAAAAAAGAAUAUAAACAUUCAAUGUGUGACAGAAAUUUAUGACCAGUCCAGCUUUGAUUCAAAGGAAGCUACUGACUCAGCCGGCCUACUAGUCUACAGAAACCCAUAUCGGUCCAACCUGCUUUCAAACACACACACACACACACACACACACACACACACACACACAGAGGAAAGUUAGCUCCAGCUUCGACCAGCCCAGCCACACAGGAAGCUGGGCGGCCUUUCCAGUCGUUGGCCCGGCGACAGCGUUCUGGUCCUCGUCCACCUCGUUGCGCGGGCUCGUGAUGUUGACUACUGAAGGCACACAGACUCAAAGAGCACAGAAAGACUAAAGCCCACCUCCCAGCUCUCCCCCCCCUCCCCGGCAUCAUCCACCAGCAAACACUAGCACAAAAAAGGCAUUAGCUCUGCUUUUCCGCUGAGACCUCAGAACUUGAAUUUCGGGUGCUGUCUUUGUUUUCGAAACGUUCGGAAAACGUUACCGCCAGUUGACGAGGGAAGCGUGUGAGCCCAAACGCCGGGAUCAUUGUCGGCACGUAUCUGUGUCUAGUUUGUGACAACAAGCACAUGUGUUUCCUUUCGAUAUAUGUUAAAUGCAUGUAGCAUUAUGUUUUUUUGUAUAUGUUGAAAUAGAUGUUUGUGUUGUCCCAAACUAGCCAUGCUGUGAUGAUCGGUCACACGAUUUUUCAUUUUAAAUUCAAUGGGUGCAAAAAGUAAAAUAUGACUUAAGUGAUUCAUUUUUUUCUAUUUCUAUUUAUCUUAUAUAAAAUUUCUACGACCAUUUUUAAGUUGCAUUUCUCCUUCGUAGACCUCUGACCUGAGUAAACUGGUUUUCGCUGAAUGUACGAAGAAACAGAACGGGACGUCCAAAACUGAAAAUGGAUUUGUAUUUAUAGAGUUGUGUUUUUGACUUGAAAAUGGAAUUAGAGACAAGGAAAUGCACUUGAUUAUAUCUGAUACAACUUGCCAAUACAUCGACAUACACAGUAUUUUACACACUUAUUUGACAAAAGGGAUUUCCAUUGCUACUUUUCACAUAUUUUAAGAGGAAGCACAUUUGUCUUUACGCUGGCACAAAUCCCGUUGGUAGGAAGAAAAAUAAUCACUGAACAGCAACAGGAAUUCCUUUUCCUCAGCCUUUUCUGGAGAUACUGUUGAAAGUUUGUUUUGCAGCAAUAUCGAAGUACAAAAUGCGUUUUGAUGCCCGUGGAAGAAUGUACAGUCGAGGCGGAAACACCCCGUGAGUCCGAGGGCAGGGACGCAAAUUCUUCAUCACACGACUGCCAAACUUUGACGACUUUUCCUCCUCAUCUGCUCGACCUCUAACGAGUAUUUUUGUACGGCUUCAGUCAGCGUAGUGUCAGUCUGCUUUGUGAAUUUCUACGUUCCUGAGUGUGUGGAUCCGGGCUCGUCUAGUUUACAUCCAGCCACAACCAUCUACCUUUAUUUUUCUGGAGAUAGAAGCACAGCGAAACUCAAAAGCUUGACUCACUCAGUGUGCGUGCGUGUGUGUGUGUGUGUGUCAAUAACAGAACAGUUUUAGGGCAGCAGUGGCUUUCCUCACCUGUUUCUCAAAGCACAAACUGCCACUUGCCCUGUGCACACAGGUGAGGCUCACUCAUUGGCCGAGCACACGUUUGUCUCAUUGUAAUCGAAUCAUAACCAGGAGUCAAUGAAUGAGCACAUGUGAGUCACCUCGGAUAGAGACGAUUGUUGUGUCCCAAAUCACCCACUCCUCCCCGGACCCCUGCUCACUUUACUGAGAGGGACUUAGAGGACUGUGUAGUGAGCUCAGCAGCAGAAUAAAAUAAAAACAUUUUCGGACGCUGCCCGGCAAAUUUGAUCUGUUGCUGGAUUAUGACGUACAAUGACAUCGGACUGCGAAAAUCCCAUAAUAAAUGUUAACACUUCGCAGGAGCGCAAUGCAUGAUGGUAUAUAUUGCUCAGUAAGUGACCAUUGGUUGUCCUGUACUUUUCACGAUGCACUGUGGGAAACGAUGUGUGCACGAUAUAGGGUUUAAGAAAUCGGACCAAACUUUGGGACAGCACUACAAAGUAGCAGAUGAUCAGUGAGUGAUUUCGGACACAGCCAAUAAUUUGCGGAUGAUUAAUCGGAAGCACAAGUGCAGCAGAAAACUUGAACAAAAAGAGCACAGGAAAUCUGUAUUGAGUUACUUUUACCAUGAUUAGAUUUGUUAGGAGAAGAAAAUUCAAUACAAUCCUUUGAACAGUGGAGGGACGUGAACAAAAACAUGGAGGCGAGACAAAUCUCACAGAGUGAAAAGCGUCGGCGAAACCUGUCAGUCAAACCCUAGUGCCUACAAAUGCCAAAACACACAAACACACACACAAAUACAAACUGUAUCUAACACAGCAGCCAGUCUUUCUCUCAAUCUUCUUCGUCGAUACCAUGAGCCUGCUGGUUGUUGUUUUCGUUUUUUUUGCUCGACUCAACGAUUGAAAACCAGCAGGUCCCAGAGCAGCUCUGCACAAACAACCCGAGCGAGACUUUCUCUGUGUGUUUGUACGGCCGCUGAACAGAGGACUCUAAUUUCUACUGAGUCAAACUUAAGCACAAGUCCUCAUUCGUGUCGGAGGUGAACGGGUCUCGACUGUCUUUUCUUUUUUUUUUCUUUGUCACGAGGUUGAUGCUGUGAGGAGGAGGAGGAGGAGGAGCGUUUACAAGAGUCAAAACAUCAGGAAUACAACCACUGCACAGUGGUCACUUUACAUAAGGUUUCACUCAUGUUUUUCUUCUUUGUGUUUUUUGUUUACGUGACGUGAGCUUGUCUUUUGGCCUCAGCUUCCUGGUUGUAAAUACCACUCGAGUGCUCAUGGUGACGGCUUGAAACAUGUGAACAAGCCAAUAACAGCGGCGGUAAUUUCCCCGCUGGACGUGGACACAACACACCAUUGCACAUCCACAUCUUUUUUUCAUGGGACAUUUUGAAAAUUGCUGUCCUCUUCCUUCCAGGAAGCCAGAGCACUCGCCCAGCCAUCUUGAAUUAGAUGUCAGCCAUAUUUGUUCCUAUGGAUACGUGUGUGUGCGUGCGUGUGCGCGUGAGGGAAGGGAGCCUCUGUAUGUAGCUCUUUACAGAAAAAAAGGAAACUUUACGACAAAGUGUGGCGUGGACGCUCACGCCUCAUCGGGUCUCUAGUGUCGGUUUGUUUGAGAACAGCGGUGCAGCAAAGGAGAAAAUUAAGAGAAAAAAAAGAAAGUAUAUAUAAUUCUAUAUUGUGCAGAAUAUUUAUAGGCCUUUUGUGCCAUUGAAGUCAUGCUCUGCGCUGACCGUGCCCAGCGCGCUACCAUGUGAUCAUUACACAUCGUCUUGUACUGAUGACCCGUGGUUGAUUUGAUUGUUUUUUUCAUGUCAAGUGCAUUUUUCGCAAUAAAUGCCUUUGUUUUAAAACGGAA